AUGUAUUGCUUCGAAAAGCCCCUGCACCAGCGACCGUCUGUCCGAAGCUUCUACCAGACUAGUCAGCUGUAUAGUUCAGGUGAAGCGACAAAAGACAAGAAGAUCAAGUGCACGUUGAUUCCCGGCGAUGGAGUCGGUCCUGAACUGGUCAAUUCUGUCAAGGAGGUUUACUCGGCCAUCGGCGUUCCGGUGGAGUUUGAGGAGCUCUUUCUCAGUGAGAUUUACCCUUCAAUGAGCGUUCCAGUUGAGACGGUGAUUGAGUCAAUUCAACGCAAUGGAAUCUGCUUGAAAGGCAUUCUCUCGACUCCGUUCAGUAGCUACGCUGGUGAGCUGCAGACGCUGAACAUGAAAGUUCGCCGAGACUUGGAUCUGUACGCCAAUGUUGUGCACAUCAAGAGUUUUCCCGGUAUCAAGACGAAGCACGAGAAUCUGGAUUUCUUUGUCAUCCGAGAGCAAACAGAGGGAGAGUACAGCGCUCUGGAGCACGAAAGUGUUCCCGGAGUUAUUGAGUGCAUGAAAAUUAUCACUGAAGAAAAGUCGAGACGAAUUGCAAAGUUCGCUUUUGAUUACGCUACCAAGCACGGCCGCAAGAAGGUGACGUGCGUGCACAAGGCAAACAUUAUGAAGCUCGGCGACGGCCUCUUCUUGAGGUGCGUCGAGGAAACUUCGCAGAUGUAUCCGCAGAUUACCUUUGAUUCAAUGAUUAUCGACAACACCUGCAUGCAGCUGGUUUCUCAUCCACACAAGUUCGACGUCAUGGUCAUGCCUAAUCUGUAUGGCAACAUUAUUGACAAUUUGGCCUCUGGUCUCGUCGGUGGCGCCGGCAUCGUCCCAGGCGCCUCCUACAGCACUGACUGUGUCAUCUACGAGCCUGGAGCUCGCCACACCUUCGGUGAGGCUGUCGGCAAGAACAUUGCCAAUCCAACGGCCAUGCUUCUCUGCUCGGUGAAGCUCCUCAGGCACGUCAACUUGCACGACUACGCUGAUAUCAUUCAGAACGCGCUAACCAAGGUGAUCAAAGAGGGAAAAGUUCGCACCCGAGACAUUGGCGGCUAUGCUUCCACCACUGAUUUUACUCUUGCCAUCAUCUCCAACUUGAACUAA
This is a messenger RNA of Rhagoletis zephyria (snowberry fruit fly), 1104 nucleotides long. The record is from RefSeq and is a predicted model, not a curated record. Lineage: Eukaryota; Metazoa; Arthropoda; Insecta; Diptera; Tephritidae.